Molecule: messenger RNA, 2978 nt
Organism: Cuscuta europaea
Lineage: Eukaryota; Viridiplantae; Streptophyta; Magnoliopsida; Solanales; Convolvulaceae
Source: the annotation of a GenBank genome assembly
CCCAGCCGUACGUUAGCUUCUACGAAUAAUUUUCCUUUCAUUUCGGACUGUACCCUAGUCAGCCAGCCACUUCCAUUCCAUUCCCCUAUCUAUUUACGCAUCGAACACUACUAUGUAAGCUGGCUGCUAGCUGAGCUAGUUUUGUUGAUGAAUAAUAAUGCCAUUACAUAUUCCAAUGGCAGUAAAGCUCAACGAAGAAUCUCAGAUUGUGGUAUUAAACAGCGCCGUCAUCGUCAAAACGGAGGCCGGCAAGAGUCGAACUAAUAAUUAUCCAAUCUUAAACGGGUUGCAUGCGGGCUAUUUCCGAAUAAGCCUCUCCUUGUCCAGCCAAGCCUUACUUUGGAAAACGCUGUGCGAGCUGUCGUCAUCAGACGGAGACGACGUUAAUAACGCCGCUUCCGGGAAAGUGCUGCGCAAGUUGCUGCCUUCCACUGCUUUCGUCUUCAUCUGGUCCUUGGCGCUCUUCGUCCUCCUCCUUCUCUCCCUCAUCUACGCCGUCCGUUGCCUCCUCCGCUUCGACAUGGUUAAGGAUGAGUUCCGACACCACGUCCACGUCAACUACCUUUUCGCGCCCUGGAUCUCUUGCCUUUUCCUGCUCCAGGCCUCCCCUUUCCUCAAACCCCCCGCCGCCGCCGCCGCCCUUAACGGUAUCAUGAUCAACGGCUACCAUAUGGUGCUUUGGUGGGUGUUUGUGCUCCCCAUCGUCGCGCUCGACCUCAAGAUCUACGGCCAGUGGUUCACCAAAGGGAAGCGGUUCCUCUCCGGGAUAGCCAACCCGACGUGCCAGCUGUCGGUCAUCGGGAACCUGGUGGGCGCCGCGGCGGCCGCUCGCAUGGGGUGGAGGGAGACUGCCGUGUGCAUGUUUUCGCUGGGGAUGGGGCACUAUUUGGUGCUCUUCGUGACGCUGUAUCAGCGGUUGCCGGGAAGCAGCCCCAUCCCGGUGAUGCUCCGGCCGGUGUUCUUUCUCUUCAUCGCGGCGCCGAGCAUGGCGAGCAUAGCAUGGCACUCCAUCUGUGGGAGCUUCGACGUUUCGUCAAAGAUGCUAUUCUACCUGUCGCUCUUCCUCUUCUUUUGCCUGUUCCUGCUGCAACAAUUCACUGGGUGCGAUGAAGGUCGUUUGCGAGUUGCGAUGCACGGAUGAACGGCUCCCCAGGUAAGUUUCUUCCGAUCUUUUUCUUGUACUCAUCUCUUAAUUUCUUCUCAAGCUCCCUUGUUUUCUUCUUCUACAAGUCUUCUAUUUUCUUCUUCUUUUGGAUUUCCAAGUUUUUAUAAUCAUGAGUAAUUUAUUUUUAAAAGAUUCAUAUUAUUGUUCUAAUCACUUCAAUCUGAAAAAUGACAUAGUUGAUCUUUAAUUGAACACUGAUUUGUAAUAAUGUCACUUUCAUGACAUUACAUUUGCUAAGGUGACAAUUUCAAAGAAGAAAAUGACAUUUCCAGAGUAAUAAUGUCACUUUCAUGACAUUUUCAAAACAAAAGUGACAUUUUCAGAUUGUCAUCCUAGUAAAUAAACUGUCACAAACGUGACAUUUUUUCCAAAUAACCAAUAUUUUGACAUUCUCGGAUUAUAAAAGUGACAUUUUACUGAAUAAAUAAAUUCAAAUUCAAAAAGUCCAAAUUAAUAAAUAAAAUUCAAAUCCAAAAAAAUUAAAGAAGAGAACAGAGGACCAAAAAUUUGAAGAGGAUUAGAAGAAAAGAAGAAGAAGAAGAAGAAGAAGAAGAAGAAGAAGAAGAAGAGGUGGAAGAAGAAGAAAGGAGGGGGAGGAGGAUACCUAUGGUCGAUGGCGGAGCUACGGUGCGACGCCAUAGCGGAUGGCGGAGAUGCAGUCCACAGGAGGAAAAGAUGUGCACAGCUGCUAAAUUCCAGUCGAUGGCGAAGAAAAUAGAAGACCUGUAGAAGAAGAAAAUAGAAGACCUGCGAGAAUGCAGCGACAAGUGCAGAGAGCUAUUUGGGGAAAAUGUGAUUUAGGGAUUAGGGGCAAAAAGAUAUGUCGACCAGGACUGUUCAAGAAGUCAAUGAGAAAAUACAACGUGGUAUGGUGGGCAUAUUCAUUUCCUGCAACGGUGAUGGCGAUUGCGUCAACAAAGUACGCCCAGGAGGUGAAGAGCACAGAAGCGCACAUCCUAAUGCUCAUUCUGUCUGCACUCUCGGUCACGGUGUCGCUUAUUCUCUUGUUUUGCACUGCGCUCAAUGCCAAUUUGCUUCUUCUCCGAUCUCCCUAAUGCAUCAAUGACCACCCCGCUAUCGCCUUUUCUUAAUUACGGACUAAUAAUAUACUAUGGAUGUACGUACGUACAUAUCUAUCUACAAAAAUCAUAAAUCAUAAGUGAUGAAUAUUAACCUGUGAUAAUACCCUACUUUGAUCUAUACGUACUAACGUACGUAGUAUCUUAUGUACUCUAUUUUUUUAAAAUAAGAGCUAGUGUUGUUAGGCUGCAAAUAUGUUUAAGUAAAUAACUGAUACAAGUAUUUAUCAAAUGGAGUAAAUUAAAGUGGAUUACAUGUCAGCAAACUAGAGACCAAGUCCACCAUUCUACACGCGCAGAUGGCUAAGGAUAGAAUUGAUGUGGUGGUGUUAUUCAAGAGCAAAAUUGACAAAGGAAUAGGAACAACUCUGCCCACUAGUUAUUAUAUACUCUCUGAAGUUCCUAAUUUUACUUUACAAGUAUACUCUUACUUUAUGUCAAAUCAAACAAAAAGUGGGUAAAAAGUAAGGCUAGUUGUGAUUUUUUGGUUAAAAAUGGUUUCCUUUUAUAGAAAUGAGAACUUCUUUUUGGAACAUCCAUAAAAGGAAAGUGAGAACUUCUUUGCGGGACGGAGGUAGUAUAAUUUAUAAACGGUGAUAACUCCGAUACUCAUUUAAAAAUGAGGAACCAUACCUACCACUCACUUGAUUGCUUCAAAUCAUUACAUCAUUUUUAAUUUAGAUUUAAAUAAUUCAACUACAUCAUUCUGAUUGGUCCAUGUGGACAAAGAUAUG